AUGGCCGGCCAACGGACCUUCACCCUCAUCUGUGGCUUGCUGGCAGCCACUUUGGUACACACCACCCUCAUGCCCCCUGCAGUACUCAACCUAGGUCCAGAAGUCAUCCAAGAAAAGCUGACGCAGGAGCUGAAGGACCAUGAUGCAGUCAGCAUCCUGCACCAGCUGCCAUUGCUCAAUGCCAUGCAAGGGGAACCAGCCGGCGGCAUCCCUCUGCUGGGCAGCCUGGUGAACUCCAUCCUGAAAUACAUCGUCUGGCUGAAGGUCACCUCCGCCAGCAUCCUCCAGGUGCAAGUGCAACCCUCGACCGAUGGCCAAGAGCUGGUGGUCAAGAUCCCCUUGGAUAUGGUGGCUGGAUUUAACACACCCCUGGUCAAGACCAUCGUGGAGAUGCACAUGGAGACAGAGGUCCAAGCCACCAUCCAAAUGAAGAGUGGCGGGAGCGGCCUGGUCCUCAGCCACUGUUCCAACAGCCAUGGAAGCCUGCGCAUCAGCCUGCUGCAGAAGCUGUCUUUCCUGGUCAACUCCUUAGCCGACAAGGUCAUGAGCCUUCUGAUGCCAGCCCUGCCCAAACUGGUCAAAAGCCAGCUCUGCCCCGUGAUUGAGGCAUCCUUCAAUGACAUGUACGCUGACCUCCUGCGCCUGGUGAAAGCACCCAUCCCCCUGGGCUUUAACCACCUGGAAUUUGAUGUCCUGUCUCCUGCCAUCAAGAAGAAUGUCGUGCAGCUUAACCUGAAGGCCAAGUUGUUGGACUCGAAGGGCAAGGUGACCAACUGGUUCAACAGCUCUGCGGCAUCCCUGACGGUGCCCCCGCUGGACAGUGCCCCUUUCAGCCUCACCGUGAGGCAGGACGUGGUGAGUUCUGCAGUGGCUGCCUUGGUCCCUCCAGAAGAACUGGCUGUCCUGUUGGACUACGUGCUUCCGGAGCUGGCUCGCCAGCUGAAGGCCAGCAUCAAGACCAUCAGUGGACAGGCUGCGGAUCUGUUGGGGCCCACGCAGAUUGUGAAGGUCUUAAUUCAGGACGCCCCUCAGCUCCUUCUGGGGCAGGGCAACGCCAAGAUGGCUCAGCUGAUCGUGUUUGAGAUCUUCGCCACCAAUGAAGUCCGCCGACCCUUCUUCACCCUGGGCAUCGAAGCAAAUUCAGAAGCUCAGUUUUACACCGAAGGGGACCUGCUUUUGCUCAACUUAAACAGCAUCAGCAUCGAUCGAAUCCAACUGAUGAACUCGGGAAUCGGCCUAUUCAACCCUGAGCUCCUGAAGGACAUCAUCACCGAGAUCCUGCUCGCCGUCCUGCUGCCCAAUGAGAACGGCAAAUUACGGGCCGGCAUCCCAAUUUCCAUCACGGAAGCUUUGGGAUUUGAGGCAGCUUCCUUGUCUCUCACCAAGGAUGCCCUUGUGAUCACGCCGGCCUCCUUGUAG
This is a messenger RNA of Echinops telfairi (small Madagascar hedgehog), 1419 nucleotides long. It is a transcript of the gene BPIFB1, whose product is annotated as BPI fold containing family B member 1. Bases 1 to 1419 code for a protein of 472 amino acids. The record is from RefSeq and is a predicted model, not a curated record. Gene Ontology annotation, molecular function: lipid binding. The transcript is spliced from 15 exons. NCBI's taxonomy places the organism in Eukaryota, Metazoa, Chordata, Mammalia, Afrosoricida, Tenrecidae.